AUGGAUGCCGCAACGAGAGACCUAAUUGUCAAGACUCAGGUGCUACCAUUUCUAGAGACAGUCUCAAAUCCCGAGGUUGUCUCCUCUCUAGUUCUGGAGCAGGCGGUGGGCACAAUUUAUAACGUCUUAUUUGGAAUAGACGGAUCCAGAGCAGCGCGAUGGCUCAAUUUCAUCUGUGGCGUUCUCGAAGUUGACACAACCAACGAAGGCAGUGCCAUGUUACUGGAGGCAUCUUUACACACGUUCUCUCGCAUGGCAGACCUAAAUUCUACUGCUUCUAUCCAGGACCGCCUACAUGCCGUGGCACAGAGAUUUGAGGCUGUGUUCGCCUCAUUGAAUAACAAGAAUGGCAUGAGCAGUAGACUUUAUCAAUCUCGACUGCACCUUGAUCGUCUUCUUCAGCGCAUGGAGACUGGAAAGUCGCUCCCAACCGGUACGCCAGAGAAGAAAAUCAAGAUGGAAAGCAAUGUGGCUUUUGUCUUCAAUCGAGCUGCUCCCGGGGGCAGACAUAACAAUGACUUUGACGACAUCUGCCAGAUAAAGAUCAUGCCUAGCUUCGAGGAAAUCUGCAGCGUUCGAGAGGAGUAUUUGCCCGUAAAUAACCCCCUUCAGUGGCAUAUUGAUGGUAUCGACGGAUUGCUCGAUCGAAACUUUCGGUUGCUGCGAGAAGACACCGUCGGUCAACUUCGAGAUGCAAUCCACCACGAAUUGAAACCGCGUGCUCAGCAAUCACAACUGCGCAGGUUCGUGUAUCCCAAGUCCAUGGUGGUCAAUCUCGAGUUCAAUUGGCUCUCGGGUCUUUACUUCGAGGUCGACUUCCCUCAGCCUGCUGCAGUAACGAAUUACACAUCCAUCGCCCGAGAGAUCUGGUGGCAGAACUCAAAACGUCUACAGGCUGGCGCACUUGUGUGCCUGAUCAUUCAAAAGGAUGUGGUAUUGUUUUGCACCGUGACACAUCGUGGCAUGUCUCCCAGGCGCAAAAGGUAUGAUGCCUUCCCACAGAACAGGGCAGAGCCAAAAACGCUAUGGAAGAGCUCCACGAGAGGCUCGGUUACAUUGACGCUGGUUGAUUCUCGGCACACCAACAUUCAAGUCGUUCUUGACCUUUUUACUUCCAGAAAACCCGCGAUGUCUCUGGUGGAGUUUCCAGGAGUCAUUCUUUCGGCUUUUGAACCGACUCUCCAAGCCAUUCAAUCUAUGAAAGUUGCCCAAAACCUACCUUUCUCAGAGCUGUUUACUCCGUGGGUCUUUGAAGAUUUCAACGUAUCUGAUAUGGCUCCUCCGUUGUAUGCUUCGCAGCCUGGCUUCGCAUUCAAUCUCUGCUGCCUCAUGAAGGAUGACACUAAUUUCUACGUCCGCGUCAAUCAACCAUCUGACGUGAAAUACGUACAGGAUCAUUCAACUCUGGAUGGUGCACAGGCUCAAGCAUUAAUUAGUUGUUUGAAGCGCAAGCUCGGUUUGAUCCAAGGGCCACCUGGUACUGGUAAGAGUUAUACUGGUGUGGCUAUUGUCAAAGUCUUACUGGCAAACAAAGAGGCUGCUGGAGGAAAAUUGGGACCCAUACUAUGUGUGACAUAUACCAAUCAUGCUCUUGACCAGCUUCUUGAGGCUUUACUGGACCACAAUGUGACGUCGCAAAUUGUUCGCAUUGGAUCCCAGUCCAGGUCGGAGAGGUUGGAAAGAUUCAACCUUCAGACUGUUUCGAAAGAGACAGCACGAACAAAGAUGGAAAAGAAAGAAAGAUGGAGCACAGCCGAGAGACUCUCAUUGUGCGAGGAUGAGUUUCGCGCUCUUGACCUGAAGAAGGAAAUCCCCAUUGCUCGUCUCAAGUCCUACAUCCAGCGAACAGAUCUCCAACACCAUGAUCAGCUGUUUUCACUGGUUCAAGAAGCUGGUUUCUUGGGAGUAAAAAUCGAGAGCCCUCAGACCGCGAUCAACUCCUGGCUUGAUUCAGCAGCCAAAGAAAAUGCUCGUGCGCGACCUGUAAUGUCCGUUGUCCUCCUUCUGUCAAAUCUGCGGAAGUGA
Molecule: messenger RNA, 2025 nt
Organism: Penicillium digitatum Pd1
Lineage: Eukaryota; Fungi; Ascomycota; Eurotiomycetes; Eurotiales; Aspergillaceae
Product: Zinc finger, CCCH-type
Biological process (GO): regulatory ncRNA-mediated heterochromatin formation
Cellular component (GO): nuclear RNA-directed RNA polymerase complex
Molecular function (GO): helicase activity
Source: RefSeq, a predicted model, not a curated record